AUGCUGGUUGGCAUCUGCGGCUCCAUCUGCUCGGGCAAACACACCACGGCCGAAUACCUGGUCCAGCGCCACGGCUUUCUUCGCCUGCAUCUCCCCACACCGCAGCAAUUCCAACCGUCACCGUCACCGUCACCGUCACCGUCGCACGAUCUCUCUCCGGACUACCUCCGCCUCCUGCCCAGCGUCACCGACCAGAUCGGCACGCGGGGGCUCUCUUUUCCCGACGUCGAGUCUCUUUUGGAUUUUGUCACCAGGCGAUGGCGCGAGCAUUGGGUCCUGACCGACAUCUACGACGAAGCGACGCUGGAGAUCCUGCUGAGGAGACCGUUCUUCCUGUUGCUGAACGUGGAUGCGCCCCUGGGGACGCGGUUUGAGCGGUUCCAGGAGCGGUAG
Fonsecaea erecta is the source of this 393-nucleotide messenger RNA. RefSeq lists its product as hypothetical. The record is from RefSeq and is a predicted model, not a curated record. Bases 1 to 393 code for a protein of 130 amino acids. NCBI's taxonomy places the organism in Eukaryota, Fungi, Ascomycota, Eurotiomycetes, Chaetothyriales, Herpotrichiellaceae. The transcript has a single exon.